This is a messenger RNA of Plasmodium coatneyi, 3198 nucleotides long. RefSeq lists its product as uncharacterized. NCBI's taxonomy places the organism in Eukaryota, Apicomplexa, Aconoidasida, Haemosporida, Plasmodiidae. The record is from RefSeq and is a predicted model, not a curated record. The coding region runs from base 1 to 3198 and encodes 1065 amino acids. The transcript has a single exon.
AUGAAGGCGGGCUGCCACCUACGUAGCGCGAAAGUUUCGGAGAACACAAUCAACAAGCGAAUCGAAAGGAACACAAGGAGCAAGCGAGGCGAAAAAAACACUAGGGGCAAGCGAAGGGUCACCAAGGGACAGCAAAAACUCCCAGAUUUUUCCUGCCUGAAAAAACUAAUAUAUGAACAAAAAAGAAAGGACAACAUAUCAAAUUUAUUCUCCUUUAACGACCCAAUCAUAAAGGAAAAAAUAGAUAAGUUCAAUCAAAUAAUUGAAAGGAAGAAAGAUUUUUUGUGUGAAACAAGUGAAAGUAAAAGGGGUGGACAGGAAGAAAUCUCUCCGAACGUAUGUGAGACGUCUACCUUUGGGUACACCUUCAUCGACAGGGUGGUGAAUUACUCCCACAAGGAGGACAUAGAGGACUUGAUACAGCACGACGAAGAUGAUGAGGACGAUCCUUUUCACUCUGAUUACCCAUAUCAGCACCAUUGUGGUCGUUUAGAAAACCGGGAGGAUAGCCAAACCACGGAUAUCUACCUCAGGGAUAAUAGAAGCGAGCAGGAAGGGGACCUCCUGCCCGGCCUGGAGAACCCGUACUGGGAAGAAAAAAAUGGAAGCAAGCAUAACCCACCCCAAAGCUUGAACCCCGAGAAAAACAGCAAAAGGGUCACAUGCAAAGGGAAAGAAGAAAUCCUAUAUAGCAAUAAAGUAAUAAUUGAUAGCCGAAAAAAAGACCUCAUCCUGGACCAGCUCAAACUGAAGUUCGAUGAAUUCAAAAUAGACACGCUGACAAUACCGCAGAAGCCACUCACUAUCGUAGAUGAAAAUGGGGUCGAGAAGAAGAAACUGUUCAUUUUUAACAUUAACAACAGCAGUGACAGGAGGAAGAACGAGAAGAAGAGGAUCCAAAUUGUGUACGACAGGGAGGGGCGAUCAGAUGUGGGUGCAUCACAAGUGGGGAUGUUACACGUGGGGGGAUCACAAACGGGACAAUCUCCAGCGGGAAAAUCCCCAACGGGACAGUCUCCAACGGGCCGCUCCCCCCCGGGGAAAACUCUUGACGAGUGCAAGAACGAUGCGGACGUGAUCGACCUGGUCAGCAGAAUAACGGAGCAGAAGGAGUCCUACCUCUACUUCGUCGUUAAGAACAACCAACUAAUGCUAAAGAGCAACAACGACUACUUCAGCAUUAUGAUGCAUUACCUGUGUGAAGGAACCUCUGGCAUAAACCUACAAAUGAUCUACUACCUUUUAAUGAAGCCAUCACACAUGGACAUGCUUCUCUACCUCAUCCUAACUUAUCAUAAAUUCUCCUUCGUUGAUUUGUUGGACCAGUUCGAAAACGUGUCUGUUAGUAAUAUCGUGGAAAGUUCCUUCGAGGAAAUGACCUUAUACGAUUACUACUAUUAUUUUUUUCACAUCCUGGAGGUUUCGCAUGAGCAGUUUUAUAUGUCCCUGGAGGUAAUGGAAAGCAUGAAGCUUCUGCUGAACAAGUAUAACUUCUUCCUGGGGCGGAUGCACAAGAACUCGAUUUUCUCCAACGCCAAUUUCGUGCUCGGCAUGGGCGACAUUUUGGAUGUCCACCGGGUGUUCCUACCGGGGGGAGGGAACGAACAAGAGGCGGGAAAAGCGCAAGAAGAAACGAACGGAAAAACGGACGGAAAAACGGACGGAGAAGCGAGUGAAGAAGCAAGUGGAAGAGCUGAAUCGGGGGAUCCCCACCCCUCGCAAACCCUGCGCAGGAAAAACGGAACCCUCCAGUACAUCCUUAACACCAAACUGGAGUUCAUACAUUACCAGCAAAUGAACUUUCUACAGGAGACCCACUGGGAUGAGAUAGAAAACUACCACCACCUGAAUCGGUUGGACAAACUGGUCUACUACACGAAGGACCUCUACUAUGAGUUUACAAAGAAGAACAUUUACAGCAAAUUAGAGGAAAUCACAUGUGAACAGAAGCACUUGGAUAAGGUACAAAUAAUCGAGUCGUGCAAGAAGGAACUGCCUCCCUAUAAAAAGGGGGUAAAGUUCAUGAAUUUUCUAGGGGUGCAUUCUCACUCCUUCGUGUGGCAGGUAUACUGCACCGAGAUGGAGCUGUUUUGUGUGCUCAAGUUUAAACAAAUCCGUCUGGGUGGUGAUGCCCCCCCGUCCAGGUGUACGACGGGUGGUGAUCAUUCCUGGCAGAUGCAGCGCACGGACCCACAGGGGGAAGCACCCCACCUGGGACGAAUCGAAGCCGAAAUAAACGCCGCUCUGCUAAACUUCCAAACAGAAAUCAAGGAGAAACAAGUGGAAUGCUUGUAUGUCCCCAUCUCAGUGGAAAUCACCAACAGAUUCAUCGAAAAAACAAAAUACAUUAAUGGAACCCCACUGAACGAAUUUAUCUACAGCGAGUUCCUCUCCGGUAUCGACUUAAAACUCCGGGUCUUCAAACUCAAGUGCAUUAUGCUAAAGGUUAUAAAGGUCGUUAUGAGUUUUUUAAACAUCCCCACGUUGAUCAUACUUAAGUGUUCGCGCAUCUUUGUUAAGGAGGACAGCCUCAUGGUGAAUGGCGGCAUCCCCCUGGGGUUGCUGUCUGCGGAGUCUGUUCUCUUCCUCCUGGAUAACAUCGAUGAGACAAUCGCCACACGCACGUACAGCAAAACGCUUUGGCAUUACCUCCCGCCCGAGGUUAUCGGGGAGGCACGCGAAAAAAGCGGUGACGGAUUAGACUGUCCAAAUGACCCAGCAAAUGGUGGAAGUUCCCCCCUGGACGGUGCCCCCAUGACGAAUUGCUUUCUCCUCGAAGAUAGGACGCGGUUAGAGAAAGCUUACUCCUACAUGAUUGGAAAAGUCUUCGAAGAAGCACUUAUUGACACCUUCACAGGGGACAAAUUCGACUACCUCAAUUUCGACGAGGAUGUGAAAGAUUUUCUAGAAUCCUGCUUAUCCGAAAAUGUGGAACGACGCCAACCACUUAGUAAACUUCCACACCACAUAUGCUUCUCAGAUUGCUUCGAUCUAUAUAUUAACAUUUACGAUGACAAUAUCAAUGCGUACCACAAUGAUAAGGAGAAAGCCAUUCAACUGAGAGACCUAAAGUACAUCAACAGCUUCGACUACAAAAUGUUUUCUAUUCCUUCUGAGUCUUCCUCUCGGGCCCCUUCCUUCUCCUCCUCUUCCGACUCGCGCCACUUUAACACGUCCAGUGGGUACUCCUCCAGUUGA